GAUAACUUAAAGAUGAAAUUUUCCUCCUCAAAGUAUUGAAAAUCUACUUUGUUUUACAUUUUAUCUUUCAAGCGGCAGAAAGAUAAAAAGAAAUUGCUCUUUCUCUCUCGACCGAGCUGAAAAAUGGCUAAUGGGAUAGAAAACGAGGAGGUAGUUAUAGUAAAGCCUCAAACAGACAAGAGAAAAUACAGGAGGAUCGUCCUAGGAAACUCCCUCCAAGUUCUCCUGGUCAGCGAUCCCGACACCGACAAGUCUGCUGCAUGUAUGCUUGUUAGCGUCGGCAACUUCUCCGAUCCUGAUGGCCUCGAGGGCCUUGCCUAUUUUCUUAUGUACGUGCUGCCUUAUGCUAGUGAAAAACAUCCUUCGGAGGAUAGUUUCUCCAAGUACGUUAGUGAGCAUGGAGGGCACCGAAAUGGCUCUAUGGGUUGUGAUUGGACCAGCUAUUAUUUUGACAUCAACAAUGACAGUUUUGAAGAAGCUUUGGAACGGUUUUCCCAGUUCUUAAUCAAACCAUUAAUGAUAUCUGAAGCUACCGUGAGGGAAAUUAAAACUAUCGAGUCUGUAUACCAACUUGGCUUGUUGUCUGACCCGCGUAGAUUGAAACAGCUUCAGAAACAUUUCAGCAUAGAAAGUCAUCCUUAUCAUAAAUUUAGUACAGGGAAUUGGUAUACGUUGGAAGUUAGACCAAAAGCAAAAGGACUGGAUAUAAGACAUGAGCUCCUAAAGUUCUAUGACGAAAAUUAUUCUGCCAACCUCAUGCAUUUGGUUGUAUACACAAAAGAAAGCCUUGAUAAAAUCCAAAGCUCCGUGGAGAACAAGUUCCAAGACAUUCGAAACUCCAACCAACGUGGUUUCCGCAUUACCGGUCUGCCUUUCACGUCAGAACAUCUAAUGAUUCUUGUCAAGCUUGUUCCAAUAAAAGAAGGGCACAAAUUGAGAAUUGAAUGGCCAAUAACCCCAAGCAGGCAUCAUUACAAGGAAGCGCCAUGCAAGUAUCUGGGUCAUGUCAUUCGCCAUAAAGGAGAAGGAUCCGUGUAUCACAUCUUGAAAACAUUAGGUACAAAAAACGGCUUGGGGACGCAACUUGAUGGCUCAGCUUCGCUUGAGGGAUCGACUAAUAUACAGGUCAAACGCGGAUCAAAAGCAGGAUGGGCUAUGCAAUUGUUUGCUCAUGAAAAUGAGAUAACAUCGGAGCUCUCUUUUUUUACAGUAACAGUUGAUCUUACUGAAGAUGGUCAUGAGCAUAUGCAGGAUGUUGUAGGGUUGCUCUUUAAAUACAUCAAAUUCUUGAGGGAGUCUGGUAUUUGUAAACGGGUAUUUGAGGAGCUUUCAGCCGUUUGUGAGAUAGAAUUUCACUAUCAAGACAAGAUCCCACCCUUUAAUUAUGUUGUGAAAAUCGCAUCAAGAAUGCAGAAAUAUCCUCCCAAAGAUUGGUUGGUAGGCUCAUUGUUGCCUUCAAAUUUCAGUCCUGAGCUUGUACAGAUGAUUCUGAGAGAGUUGUCACCAAAGAAUGUCCGAAUCUUCUGGGCGUCAAAGAAAUUUGAAGGGAAGACGGAUAAGGUUGAACCGUGGUAUUGUACUGCUUAUUCUGUUGAGCGGGUCACUACCUCGAUGAUUGAGAAAUGGAUGUCAUCAGCUCCUAUUGAUAAUUUGCAGCUACCAGCAGCUAAUAUGUUCAUACCUAAAAAUUUUUCUCUCAAGGAUGCCCGAGAAAAGGUCAAGUUUCCAGUUUUGUUAAGAAAGUCAUCCUAUUCAAAAUUGUGGUACAAACCUGAUACAAUGUUCUCCAUACCCAAGGCAUUUGUUAAAAUUGAAUUCAACUGUCCCCAUGCUAGAAUCUCUCCUGAAGCUGAAGUUCUUAGAAACAUUUUUCUACGGUUGUUGAGGGAUUACUUGAAUGAACACGUUUACUACGCUCAAGUUGCUGGCCUUCAUUGUUAUAUACGGCACACAGACAGAGGUUUUGAGGUGACACUCUCUGGUUAUAACGACAAGGUGAACAUUUUGCUGGAAACUGUAAUUGAUAAGAUUGCAAAUUUUGAUGUGAAACCCGAUAGGUUCUCUAUUAUCAAGGAAAUGAUAACAAAGGACAUUCACAACAACAAAUUUCAAGAACCCUCUGAGCUGGCUAAGGUCUACUGCUCAUUAAUAUUGAAGGAUAAACUAUGGCCUUGGAAGGACAGACUUGAAGUUUUACCUCCUUUGAAAGUAGAAGACCUUGUCAAAUUUAUUCCCAUGAUGUUCUCAAGUACCUUUUUGGAGUGUUUCAUAGCAGGAAAUAUGAAAUGUGAGGAAGCGACUUCAAUAAUUGAAACUAUUGAAGACAUAUUCUUUAAGGGUUCAAACCCUAUAUGCCAACCAUUCUUUCCAUCCUUACAUCUCACUAAUGAAGUUGUUAAACUUCAAAGAGGCAUGAAUUAUUUAUACUCUGAAGAAGACCUGAAUCCAAUCAAUGAGAAUUCCGCCCUGCUUCAUUAUAUUCAGGUUCAUCGAGAUGAUUUUGUAUUGAACGUAAAACUUCGGCUUUUUCGCCUUAUUGCAAAGGAAGCAGCCUAUCAUCAGCUUAGAUCAGUUGAGCAACUUGGGUACAUUAAUGACUUCUAUUUAAGAAAUGAUUUUGGAAUUCACGGAGUGGUAUUCCUCAUUCAGUCGACAGUGAAGAGUCCAAGAGAGAUUGAUUUGAGAGUGGAGGAAUUCCUCAAGAAGUUUGAGAAUAAAAUUUAUGAAAUGACCAGCGAUGAAUUUAAGAGUAAUGUAAAUGCAUUGAUUGAUACGUAUAUGGAGAAGCACAAAAACUUAUGGGAAGAAUCUAGUUAUUACUGGUGGGAGAUCGUCAGUGGCACCCUCAAGUUUGAUAGGAAAGAAGCCCAGGUUGAAAUAUUAAGACAGCUUACACAACAGGAAUUCAUAGAUUUUUUUGAUGAAUAUAUAAAAGUUGGUUCACCCCGAAAGAAGACUCUAAGUGUGCGAAUCUACGGGAAGAAACAUCUAACAGAAUACAAAUCAGAGAAAAAUGAACCACUUCAACUGCAGUACGUUCGCAUCCAUGAUAUCCUGAAUUUUAGAACUUCACAACCUCAUUACGGUUCGUCUAAAGGAAGCUUUAUCCACAUGAAGCUGUAAAAAAAUUAAAGAAAAGGGGCUGAUAUGGAGUAGCAGCCAGCCGACACCCUUCUCCUCAGUCGGUAAGCUUUGUCUAAUUGGAAGACUAGUGUUCAAAACGCCACAUUAAAUAGAGCUUUAUCCAGUUGUUGGAUGUAUUCCCUCUCUUAUUUCUCUUUAUUGUCGAUUUAUGUAUUUUUUUUUUCUUUUUUUUUUAUAAGAUUCUUCUUCACUAAUAAAAUGGAUGUAAUUAGGCUUGUAAAAAUGAUAGUAUACAACUCCGUUAUAAUUUCAAUUUCCUUUAUUUAAUUUUGUAUGAUAUUU
Molecule: messenger RNA, 3426 nt
Organism: Durio zibethinus
Lineage: Eukaryota; Viridiplantae; Streptophyta; Magnoliopsida; Malvales; Malvaceae
Product: insulin-degrading enzyme-like 1, peroxisomal
Biological process (GO): peptide catabolic process
Cellular component (GO): cytosol; mitochondrion
Molecular function (GO): metalloendopeptidase activity; metal ion binding
Source: RefSeq, a predicted model, not a curated record